Neocloeon triangulifer is the source of this 2084-nucleotide messenger RNA. It is a transcript of the gene RhoGAP71E, whose product is annotated as rho GTPase-activating protein 20. Lineage: Eukaryota; Metazoa; Arthropoda; Insecta; Ephemeroptera; Baetidae. The record is from RefSeq and is a predicted model, not a curated record. Gene Ontology annotation, molecular function: GTPase activator activity. Bases 291 to 1808 code for a protein of 505 amino acids. Gene Ontology annotation, biological process: signal transduction. The transcript is spliced from 11 exons.
ACAGCACUGGAGGAAAAUAAUUUUGGAAGUGGGGGUGGAGCGAGGUCACUCCCUGGUGUGUCAGUUUCUCGGCCGAAUUGGGCAAUUUUCAUCCACUUUCCUGAAUGAUUUCGGCGUGUUGAGAUUUUUCUAAGUUGGUACGGUCAAAUUUUAAGACGACGCAGUGAUGGGCGUGAACUUUUGGUGGCGUCUGGCGCGACCGUGAGUCGACGAAGGGUACCCAUCGGAGCAGGAUGUUGUUGUGAGGUGCGUCGUUUUCGACUGCAGCGUCUGCAGCCUCAACGGGCGCUAUGACCACUUGGACUGAAAGGAUGCAUCAAAGGGCGGCCACUUUCGGCAAUGUUGUCACUUCCUGUGGCCACCCAUCUACCGUUCCCUACCCUAGAAGAUUAGAGAAAGUUAAGUUUGGAGUGCCUCUUGAAGAGGUGUGCAAAAAUGACAUUCCUGGGCCACUAUUGGUUCUAAUUUUGAAAUUGAACAAAGAGGCGCCGUUCAAGAAGGACGUUUUUCGAGCGCCAGGGCACCAAGGCAACAUGAAAAAGUUGAUCCACUUUUUGCAAAACGGCCGCCUUGUCAACAUGGACAACUUCUCUGUAUACACCAUUGCCUCAGUGUUGAAGAAGUUCCUUCGAAAACUACCUGGUGGUAUUUUUGGAGCGGACGGAGAAAGAUGCUUAUUUGAUAUCAUUGAAAUGAAAGAUAAAGAUGCUCAACGAGAAAAAAUCCACCAACUGAUAACUUCUUUGCCUGAGCAAACACAGAGGCUUCUAGUUUUACUGUUUGGAACAUUCCGAGUCAUCGCUACACAGGCCAACCGAGCAAACACAGGCAUGAGCUCGGAGGCACUUGGUGUUUCUGUAGCUCCAAGCUUCUUCCAAAGCUGUGUUUCUGAUGGAAAACAAGCCAGGAUGGAAGAUGUGUUGAGAUACAAGGUUGCAACUAGGAUCAUGAAGUUUUUGAUCGACAACUUUGGCGCAAGCAACCUCUUCGGUCGUCAGAACUAUGAGUUUUACGCCCGUAUCACAGGACGCAUUUUAAAGGUUGAGGAGGAUUGGAUCUUCAGCUUCCGUUACCCACCAAAUACUAUGGUUUCCCCCAUUUCUCAGCAAGAGGAAAGUCAGUCAACCCCCGCCUUGAUACACAUUCCAGAAGCCUCAUCGUUGGGGCCAUCCGUGUCGUCACUGGGUAUCAUCCCUGAAAACAACCUUUUGCAGUCAUACACUCGUUUGUCCAUUAGUCUUGAGGAAAACGGUCUGUUCAAGAAAAGUGUAAAUAGAAACGCUGAUGAGGACACAGGAGCUGUUGUAGUAGUCAUUGAAGAAAGCUCGAGUCGUUCGUCCACAAGUAGCACCACGAGUCACCACCUAACUUUAGAAGAACUGAGAGCAAUCAACAGAUAUGCUGAAAGCACAAAAUCUCUUUCUUUCCUGCCACAAGUUCAUGAAAGACAAGCCGCAAGAAUGAGAACCAGGUCUGAGUGGUUUUUAUCACCCGCACAGCAAGAAUUGCUGAAAGAAAGUGCAUCUUCCAGAAUACUCAAAGUCGGAUCAGAUAGAUCGUCGUCGGAUAAUAUUGUUUUGACAUCUGGACUGAGCGUGAGCGCAGAGUCUGUGAAAACUCUGUUGCGACGCACAUCCAGCAGGGACAAGGAGCGAGUCCGCCGCGGAUCUGCAAGAAAAAACAAAGAAAACGGCAAAAAACAGCAGUCAAUAACUGAGGACCAGCAGCACGAACAUCAAAGUAGUAGAAGCCUCUCCGAAGACCAUGACGAGGGAAACAUGCACAUUACGUACAAGCCUAGAAUUUGAUUUGGGCCUAUGUUAUAACAUGUAUUGUAUACUGCCAGCAGGGAUUUUAUUAUGCUACUGAUAUUCAUUACCAUAAAAAUGCAUUAUUAUUAUAAUUAUUAUAUAUUUCAUAUUGUAUUAACUUUGCAAGUUAAAAUGUUUUGUGUUUUUUAUCACUGUGUCACAAUUUAAUAUGUAAAUAUUUUUAUGUCUGAUAUUACUCGGAUAUUAUAUACACGCUACUUAUUAUACAUUACUCAAGAAAAAUAAAAGAUACUUGAAGUCUCUUCUAUAUAA